AGCCUGACUAAAUGGUCACGGUUAACCAAUAAGAAAAAAGGGAAGUAUUGUAUUUACUAAUCAUAUGAGAGAGAGCCUUAGUAAAAGAUGUAUGGUUGGCUGUAUCAUAUUCCCGGACAUAGCAUUGAAUCGUGGCUAUGCCAUUUGGAUAUCUUCUCAAGGAUUUAUGACGGUUCUCCUUUGUCAUAAGUACAAUAGAAUCCCAAGGGUGAGAGGAGUGAUGGGGAACAAGUUGGAUAACCACAACAUGAUGGGAAUGCAAUGAGAAAAAUUGAUUCCUCACACAAGAACAACUGAGGGGAUUGAACAAACAGAAGGAAUCAUUCAAGCUCUAGUUUCAUGGUCUGCUUCAUGUGACCACCAUUCUUCUUGUGGGUGCCAUAUGCAUCAACAAGGUGCUCCUGAGUGGAGUUUUAUUGAAUUCACAGGUGCUAUUGCACACGUAC
Messenger RNA from Serpula lacrymans var. lacrymans S7.9, 446 nucleotides. RefSeq lists its product as uncharacterized. Bases 92 to 265 code for a protein of 57 amino acids. Lineage: Eukaryota; Fungi; Basidiomycota; Agaricomycetes; Boletales; Serpulaceae. The transcript is spliced from 4 exons. The record is from RefSeq and is a predicted model, not a curated record.